Molecule: messenger RNA, 939 nt
Organism: Orycteropus afer afer
Lineage: Eukaryota; Metazoa; Chordata; Mammalia; Tubulidentata; Orycteropodidae
Gene: SIRT4
Product: sirtuin 4
Molecular function (GO): NAD+ binding; NAD-dependent protein lysine deacetylase activity
Source: RefSeq, a predicted model, not a curated record
AUGAGCUUUGGGUUGAAAGUCAGGUCAGCAGGAGACCACGGGACCCUGAGCCUUAGCCGUCGGUGGGCGCAUGAAUCUGUGGGGUUAUUUGUACCUCCAAGUCCUCCUUUGGACCCUAAGAAGGUUAAAGAGUUGCAACGCUUUGUCACCCUUUCCAAGAGAAUCCUAGUGAUGACCGGGGCAGGCAUCUCCACAGAGUCGGGGAUCCCAGACUAUCGGUCAGAAGGGGUGGGACUCUAUGCCCGCACUGACCGCAGGCCCAUCCAGCACAGGGACUUUGUACAGAGUGCGUCAAUCCGCCAGCGGUACUGGGCAAGAAACUUCGUGGGCUGGCCACGGUUCUCCUCCCACCAGCCUAAUCCGGCACACUGGGCUCUGAGCAACUGGGAGAGACUCGGAAAGCUGUACUGGUUGGUGACCCAAAAUGUAGAUGCCUUGCACACCAAGGCGGGGAGUCAGCGCCUGACAGAGCUCCACGGCUGUAUGCACAGGGUCCUCUGCUUGGCUUGUGGUGAGCGGACUGCCCGCAGGGUGCUGCAGGGGCGUUUUGAAGCACUGAACCCCACCUGGAGUGCCGAGGCCCACGGCCUGGCUCCCGACGGUGAUGUCUUUCUCACUGAGGAGCAGGUGCAAAGCUUCCAGGUCCCCUCCUGCGCUCGGUGUGCAGGUCCCCUGAAACCAGAUGUCGUCUUCUUCGGAGAUGCGGUGAACCCUGGCAAGGUUGACUUUGUACACAAGCGGGUCAGAGAAGCCGACUCCCUGCUGGUGGUGGGAUCGUCCUUGCAGGUGUACUCUGGUUACAGGUUUAUCCUGAUGGCCCAAGAGAAGAAGCUGCCAAUUGCAAUACUGAACAUUGGGCCCACUCGGUCGGACCACUUGGCGUGCCUGAAACUGGAGUCUCGUUGUGGAGACUUGCUGCCCUUGAUAGACCCACGUUGA